Apis florea (little honeybee) is the source of this 2473-nucleotide messenger RNA. Its product is annotated as protein charybde. Gene Ontology annotation, biological process: negative regulation of signal transduction; regulation of TOR signaling; apoptotic process. The record is from RefSeq and is a predicted model, not a curated record. Gene Ontology annotation, cellular component: cytoplasm. NCBI's taxonomy places the organism in Eukaryota, Metazoa, Arthropoda, Insecta, Hymenoptera, Apidae.
AAGAAACGGAAACACCCGAAGUGGAUGCAGUGCGAAACAUCACGUAGCUGGUGUUGCUAGGCGGUCUGUUAAAGAACGAUGGAAGGGAAAAAUUAAGAAGGAGGGGAGUGUUUAUAUAAAAGACGCGUCAUCAUUGGUCGACAAAUCAGUUGUAUCGGUCUAAAGCAUGAUGUAAGUAGAGAUGUGUUGUAUUUGACGAUAUAGUGUUGCAGUUUCCAGUGAAAGUUAAAGAGAAAGGAUAGUUACGAUUGUACUGAUAUUUAUAUUUAAAUAAUUAAAAAGAGUGAUUUUGUCGGCUUUAUAAAAAUUGUUGAAUUAUUAUUAGUGAAAAUAUAAUAUUGAAGCAUUGAAUACAUUCAUAGUAUUGAAGAAAUAAUAUAGUGUAUUUAUAUUGUGUAUUUCAAGAAGGUCAUUGUGACAUUAACCGUAUCCUGUGCUAUUUGUGUAUGUGUAAUAUCUUUCGACAUGGAAGUUUUACCAUGUCCUGUAAAUGUGAAUUUUAGUAACACGAGAGUUGGAACAGCUGAAGAAUUUGAUGGAGCCUGCCAGGCUCUAGCAAAACGAUUGGAAGUUGAAUUAAGAAGAGCGAAGCAUGUACAGUUAGCAUGUGGCGAAGUUUUGUUACCUGCUGAUCUUUUGCCAAGAAUAGCUAAAAAUGUACUUAGCAUGGCUGAAAAUGAACCUUGUGGUCUUAGAGGAUGUACAUUGUUUAUUAGUUUUGAAACGGACAAUGUAUGUAGAAAACUAUCAAAAAUACAAUGUGAUCCUAAUACAGUAUCUACUUUUGAACUUUAUUUAACUUUGAAACAAGAUCAUACAUCUUGGCAUAUUCUGUUACCUCAGUUUCUAAAAAAUCUUACACGAGGAGGUACUAUUAUGAUCAGUAGAGAUUUUACUUUGGAGAAAAAAAAAUUAUAUAGAUCAUAUCAACAAGUGUAAUGAAUAAGAUCUGAGAAUCAUUGAUUAAUUUUCUUGAUAAACAUGAUUAUUCUAAGCUCUUCUAACUAUAGGUGGGCUCCAACAUGGCUAUUUUUAUUUUCCGAAGAUGGAUUUUUGUGAUUUACAUUUAUUUUACAAUAUAUUUGAUUUAAAGGUAACCAAAAUAAUCAGAAAAAUAAAAAUAAUAAAAAGAAGAUAAACAUGUGAGAUACAAGAUAGAACGAGAAGGGGCGAAAUUUAUGGGUUUUAACAAUUGUGAUAGUAAAAAAAAUUGUAAUACUAUUAAGUCUGGAAAGUUUCUUUACGUGAUAUCUAGAUCUUAUAUUGCCUAACAUUCGUAACUCAGUUUGAAUAGUGUUUUUUUAAAAAUAUAAACAUAUCUGAUCAAAUGAUAUUAUAGAUUAAAAUAUAUUUCUUUAAAUAUAUGUUGAUAUAUUUUGUAAAUUAAUUUUAAAAACAUUAGAUAAAAAUUUCUAGAUUCUCGUAAAGAGACAUUUUUUCAUAAGAGAUAUAUCUUCAUUCAAAGAAGAAAUGACUCGUCAUAUAAGACUUGUAAUAAUAAUUUUCCUGCAUUUAUACGUAAUAAUGCGGUAAAAUUUAAAUCAAGUUUUGCUAGCAAGAAUUAUUAUUCUUGCUGAAUGAUAAAACUAGUAGUAGUAGUAGAAAUAAUGUAUACAUGUGUUAUAUACUUAUAAGCUUCAAAAAUACCAAUGGAUAUCUAAAGUAAUUUCGUUUGAUACAAAUUUUGUAUAUUUUUCUUCUGCGACAUCCUUUUUUUUAUAUAUCGAUUAUUAAUCGAUAUAUAUCUAUAUAAUUUUACCCACUUAUAAUAAGUGGAUAUAGUUAUAUUCAUUUCUUUAUUUAUCUACACAUAUACACAUAUAUAUUCAAUCCUACUGAAAUUUUUUUUUUCCUCUAAAAAAAAUUAUAAUAAUCUUAGGUAUUGAUUGGUAUUAAUCUUGUGAUAUUAAUAAAAAGAAAAAAAAUCGCAAUUUACAAAAUACAAAUCUACAAUUUCAAAGAUUGCAACAUUUAUAAAAUUAUAUAUAAUAUAUAUAAUAUCUAUAAUAUUAAGAAGAAUAAUUUGUUUAAUUAUCAUAUAAUUCAUUGUCAUCAUUUUGUAUAAUCAUGUUAUUGACUAGUUAUAUUUUAAUUUCGAAAUUUAAAAUAAUUUAAAGACAAAAAAAAAUAUAGAAUAAUCACGCGUAUAACUUUAUAAGACUGAUCAGCGUUAGAAUUUUUCAGACAAUGUUUAUACGCGUUCAAAAACAAUUGAAAUGAUAAAAAUUGAAUAUUGAAUCACACAUCGAAUACGUUAUAAUUUGAAAAAAUAGAUUAUGUUUAUACGAGUUUCGUAAAUUAAAAAAUAAUUAUAAAAAAUACGAUUUUUUUGCAUUUGCUAAGAUAACAACAAAAACCAAGAAAAAAAGAAAGAAUGCACGAUGUUCGUGAUUCAUUUUAUUAUAUAGGAGUAUUCAGAGUAUAAAAUGCGGUUAUAUAUUUUUUGUACUUCGUUAAGGACAGAAGUAUAACA